Ailuropoda melanoleuca (giant panda) is the source of this 1616-nucleotide messenger RNA. It is a transcript of the gene C1H21orf58, whose product is annotated as chromosome 1 C21orf58 homolog. Bases 36 to 932 code for a protein of 298 amino acids. NCBI's taxonomy places the organism in Eukaryota, Metazoa, Chordata, Mammalia, Carnivora, Ursidae. The record is from RefSeq and is a predicted model, not a curated record. The transcript is spliced from 6 exons.
CCUUGGGUGGGGACCCCUCCCUCAGGACACUGCGGAUGGCGGUACCUGAGGCUGGGUGGACCGUGCCAGCUCCCAGGCUGCUUGGGGCCCCAGAUGGCUGCAGGUGGCAGGAGGUCAGGCUCAUAGCCCAAUUGUGCUCACUACCGAGCCCUGUGAGGACCCUCUCCCUCUCACCGGCGUCCAGCAGAGCCCGAGGAAGGGCUUUCUGGCACAGGGGCAGUGUAACGCCUGGGCCUCGUGUGGGAACCCACACACGUGACUUCCAGCUCCUUCACAGGAAUAAGACGAUCAUUCCUGCAGGGAAUGAGGACCGGCCGGACGCAGCCCUGCUGGGUGCUCUGAGGAGGAGGCAAGAUCUUCUGCAGAGACUCUGGGAACAGCGUCUCCUAGAGGAGGUCCAAGCCCGGAGCAGGGUGAACAGAGGAGCAGCCCGUGGGUCAGCAGUGCCCCCAGAGAUGCCCCCUGUGGGCACCCACCCUGCCGCCUCCCUGCCCCUGCCAGGCCUGGAGCCACCACGGAUUAUCCAACACUCAGCCCCCCAGCCUCCUGCCACCAUCAUUCAACAGCUACCUCAGCCGCCCCUCAUCACACAGAUUCCCCCUCUCCAGGCCUUCCCUACUCAAAAAGCAGGAAGUAUUAAGGAAGAUGUGGUGGAGAUGAUGCUGGUACAGAAUGCACAGAUGUACCAGAUCCUUAUGCACAACUUGAUGCUCAGAGCCCUGCCCUCAUCAGCGUUUUUGCCCUCGGGGGCAUCACAGGCUGCCCCCCUGCAUCCCACCCCUCAGGUAGGCUCAGCUGGGGACAGGCAUCCAGGCAAAGGAGGCCACCCAAAUGAAAACCGGAGGACCUGGGUGGCUUUUCUUCUGGAAGUCCGUGCAUCUGUAACUAUGAAAAGCACAUUUCUGACUCCUGGGUCUGUGACCUGCUUGUGAAGCCCCCUAGCACCCCCCAGUCCCAUCAAGAUGCGCAAUAAUCCGGGGCCCAGAAAGCUGCCUUCUAGAGCCAGAGGAGCUCUGCUGGAGCCUGGCCCUCCCUCCCUUCUCCCCACCCCCACCCCUGCCCCACUUCCUCUUCUCCUCCCCUCCUUCCCCUCCUCCCCAUUGAAAUGGGCUGGUCCUGUGCUGUGCUGAGGACCUGCAGCGGGCUCCCCUUGUCCUCCUGCGAGCCUAGAGGCGGAAGCCACCCUCCGUGCAUCACCACCACCACUACGCGCUCCCAGCCCCCCUGCAGGCCAUCCCAGCACCUGGCUCUCUGGCUGGUUACUCCACGUGGCCCAUGGUAGUCUCGGCCACUGCCCUUCCACCUGCCUCCAGCUUCCUGCCUGCCCUGCACCACUUGGCCGGCCCCUCCUCAGCAGCCCUUAGCCCGGUGGCAUCUGACGGCAUCCAGCCCACACAGGCUCCAGGCUUAUGAGCCUCCACAUGUGGACUCUGGCUCGCCGGAACGCUGGCCUGGGAAGCAGAUGGAAGCAGUUGGCUAAGGAGGCCCCACGCAGCUCAGCUUUCUCGGGCUGGGCCCGCGCUCAGGAACCCUCCAAGGCAGGAGAGCGGCAGGUGUCCACACGGUGUGCCUGGCACGCGUGUCUCUUGUGAAAUGUGAUUAAAGGUCUGACUCAA